Capronia epimyces CBS 606.96 is the source of this 2517-nucleotide messenger RNA. RefSeq lists its product as uncharacterized. Bases 1 to 2517 code for a protein of 838 amino acids. Gene Ontology annotation, biological process: negative regulation of transcription by RNA polymerase II; anatomical structure morphogenesis; cell differentiation. The record is from RefSeq and is a predicted model, not a curated record. The transcript has 3 exons. Gene Ontology annotation, molecular function: DNA-binding transcription factor activity, RNA polymerase II-specific; RNA polymerase II cis-regulatory region sequence-specific DNA binding. Lineage: Eukaryota; Fungi; Ascomycota; Eurotiomycetes; Chaetothyriales; Herpotrichiellaceae.
AUGGCAGAGGAGCAGCCAAAGAAGAAUGACAUGAGCACCCCUUCGCACCCUAGAGACCACCUCUGCCUGUGCCCGCCAGACCCCAAGAUUCCUAGACCGCGAAAUUCAUUCAUUCUUUUCCGUCAGCACCAACAGGCCAGCAUCCUAGCACAGAAUCCAGGUAUUCCCAAUCCGGAGGUGUCAAAGAUUAUCGGCGAACAAUGGAGACAACUGUCAGCCGAGUCCAAAGAGGAAUGGAAUUUGCUUGCGGAAGAAGAGAAGGCCCGCCAUCAGCAGCAAUAUCCAGGCUACCGUUAUCAGCCACGUCGUAACGGCAGACUCAGCACUCAGUCCUCGGUGUCUGGACCAUCGUCUGCAGAGCCACAGGAGCCUUGUCCCAAGUGUGGAGGGAAACCGAUGAACUAUUACAGCAAUCAAACUCCAGCAUACACACCGUCGGCAUCCCAAGCUCAGCAAACCAUGGGGGCACAAGUUCCAGCUAAACGUGGCUAUGUUGUCAGCACCGCUCCUGGUCCACGAGUGCAUGGAUUACCGACCGUAUCGCCAGAGCAUGUCGCUCAGCAGAAAACCUUCGUCGAGACAUACCCUUUUCAGAGAGUUGAUCCUCGGUUGAUUUACGCAGUCCCGCCCGCUCAAGCCCUUCCUACUCCUCCAUCAUCCGAGUCACAAGAUGCGAAGAGGCGGCGGUUCAACAUUAGCGGGGGCUAUGUAUCUGCUCGCGAACCCUAUCCUGAGGCGCCAUACGCCUAUGCGCAGUCACCCAUUGUCACUACCACAUAUGCUCGCCCGGAGGUGUUGCAGCAGAUUCAUGCCUCCCAAAACCACGUUCAUGGACUUCCGGUCGCUAAACCUGCGAUGAUGUCUCCUCCUCGAGCCGUGUACCCUCACCCACCGCAACUACAACCUAUUCGGCCUCCGCAGCCUCAUCAGCGAACUAGAUCUGCCGUUGCCCUCCCACCGAUCGAGACGGUAGUGCCACCGACUCCAGCAAAAGUGUCUUCAGUGCAAUGUCAAAGUUCGGGGGUGGAGGCAAUGAUCAUGUCUAUACCAGUGUUGAACAAAGUCAAAGUGCUUGCUCAAAUUUCUCCGCCACUGCUUCCUCCCGGUCCCUCAUCUCCGAAACCUGAAAUACGUGGGGCUAUCAUUGCGAUCGAAGGCAUGGAUGCGAGCACCGUCGACAGCAUGACGACUUCACUGGCCGAGCAGCUUGGGAAGGAAGGGAAAUUCAUGGUCAGGAUCUUUGACGGGCCAGACCCAUAUUCUCUGCUCCCGAAUGGACAAACCGGAACCGGUCUUCGUGACAGCCGCCGCUGCUUGACUACAGAAGCAUACUUGAGCAUGCUCAGCCAAUGGCACAGAACCAACAAAGAGAUGGUCGAAUUUAUCACGACAAAACCUGGGUCGGCCGGAUAUUCUGGUUCGAAAACGUCGCCCAUCUCGCUAGACAGCCCCAAGAAUGACAUGUACCCGAUUGAGGGUACUGCGGAUCCAUCUACACCGAAAACUUUGCCGAGUCUGAAGAACAUGUAUGACUCGGCCAUAAGCCCCAAGACGAUCACCAAAGCCGCCGAACUGUCCAUAGUGUCCCCCCCAGCAAAGCCACGGAGUCGAAGCACUCCAGACUUUUCAAUGGAUAUGGGUGAGUCUACUAAUGACUCUGCCGGUGGCGUGCAAUCCAAUACUUGUACUCCUCGACCGCUGACCCUGGCCUUCCCACGACCGUUCAACUCAGCCUCAAAGCGCAUACCCCCCCCGCCGCCCACGCCGCCUCCUACGAUGUUACAGCUACCGGCACCGGCACCGGCAGCGUCACUUGCAAAACCUUCGUGGCAAAUGCCGCCUCCAAGCAUGUUUCAGGCUGUCUCGUCCGCAUCUAACCCGUUGGUGUCCGACCAUGAUGUUCCAGUACGACGACGACAGCAACAGCAACAACGAGAAGAACGGCAAUCAUCUGCACAGGGUGCCGCUGCCGGCAACAACGCUAUACCAAUAGCAUUGGUCCCACACUACCAGCUCACCACGGUCGACGCCUCGUCCAUUUCAAUGCCCAUCAGUGACGGUUUCUCCCCACCAGCUCACUGGCAAUGGUUUGCAACACUCUGGCGCGGCAGUGUCGGACCCGACAUCACGGUGGUGAUCAAAGGCUUGGAUGAAGAACAUGAAAGUGCCGAAGGUGCGAGAGCGACGGGCGGCUCUACAGCUAGUGCGAGUACUCCAGUCACAGUCGGUGGGCGUGACAGGACUUCAUCUGCCGGGUUGAGCUCGACUGUGACAGGCUCUCACUCGGGAGUGGAGAUCAGACUGCAUGACUGUCGCGCAGUCAUUGUCAAGACUGGCAUCAUUGGUUCAUCGACCACUGCGACAGCUGCGGAAGCUGGCGGUGAUGACAAGACGGCAAAGACCGGGGUCUCCGCACCAGCGUCAGUUCAUGCGGCAUAUCACGCGAAAGAGAUGGACAAUUGGGAGAAAGCGAAACGCAGAGUGGGCUUUGAAGUCGACGAGUUCUUGAGAAGAUGA